UCUUUAAUCUCAGUACUCAGGAAGCAGAGGCAGGUUAUCUCUGUAAAUCUGAGGUGAGCUUGGUCUGUACAGUAAGUUAUAAGGUAGCCAGGGAUACAGAGAGACUCACUGUCUUUAAAAGAUGUUAAUUAAUAAAUAACAAAAACUGGCUUAGUUUCUGAAGUAAAUCUCUCAUAAUUAUCACAUGAUGGCAUUGAUUCGUGAUCGAAGGUCUCAUCACCCAGAGAUGAACAAAUGCCAUAAUUAUGACCUCAAGCCAGCAAAGUGGGAUGCUUCUCAAGGGCAGCAGAAACAAAGAUCAGCACUAACUACCAACCAAAGUGGAGAAAAUGGUAUCAUAAGAGGAAGAUUCCCCAUAGGAGAACUCAAAAAAUCUAAUCUCUUUCUAGAGGGUUACUGUGGCCCAUGUCCUAACAACUGGAUAUGUCACAGAAACAACUGUUACCAAUUUUUUAAUGAGAAUAAAACCUGGAACCAGAGCCAAGCUUCCUGUUUGUCUCAAAAUUCCAGCCUUCUGAAGAUAUACAGUAAAGAAGAUCAGGAUUUCUUAAAGCUGGUUAAGUCCUAUCACUGGAUGGGACUGGUCCAGAUCCCAGCAAAUGGCUCCUGGCAGUGGGAAGAUGGCUCCUCUCUGUCACCCACCCAGUUAACACUGAUAAAAAUUCCAAACGGAUCCUGUGCUGUCUAUGGCUCAAGCUUUAAGGCCUACACAGAAGACUGUUCAAAUCUAAACACGUACAUCUGCAUGCAAAGGGCAGUGUAAGAAUUCUAAGAGAAUUGUCUUGCAAGCAAUGGACUAAUAAGAAGAGUGCUGACUGUUCUUCUAGAGGUCCUGAGUUCAAAUCCCAGCAACCACGUCGUGGCUCACAACCAUCUGUAAUGAGAUCUGAUGCCCUCUUCUGGUGUGCCUAAAUAUAUUUAUAUAUAAUAAAUAAAUCCUUUUAAAAAGAGAAAGAGAGAAAACAUAACACAAACAUAAAACAGAGUCUGUGCCCUCCACAGAAUGAUUAAUUGAACAAAAUGUGUCCCAUAAAACAUGGGAAGCAGGUGGGGUCAGGGAAUUAUGAGCAGGGAUUAGAGGGAGCAGGAGGACCAAGAGUGCAGUUGAGGCCUAUCCAAACCUGGAAAAUCUGGUCCUGCCAUACUGGAGGAGGCCAUGUUGCCCAGGAGCCUCUCCCCUUAUAAGGUCAAGUCCAUCAGCACCUGGAAUUUCUCUCAUAUAUCCCCUACUCCCUUCCUUUUUAAAAAUAUUUUCUAUAUUCUUUGUUUACAUCCCAAAUGAUUUCCCCUUUCCUGGUUCACCCGUUUCCAUAAGUCCCAUAAGCCCUCUUCCCUCCUCCCCAAUCAACCCCCUCCCACUUUUCUGUCCUGGUACUCCCCUACAAUGCUGCAUCAAGCUUUUCCAGGACCAGGGCCCUCUUCUUCCUUCUUCUUGGGAAUGAUUUGAUAUGUGAGUUGUGUCUUGGGUAUUCAGAGCUUAUCACUUAUCAGUGAGUGCAUUCCAUGUGUGUUCUUUUGUGAAUGAGUUAUCUCACUUAGGAUGGUAUUUUCCAGUUCCAACCAUUUACCAAAGAAUUUCAUGAAUUCAUUGUUUUUCAUUGCUGAGUAGUAUUCCAUUGUGUAAAUAUACCACAUUUUCUGUAUCCAUUCCUCCAUUGAGGGACAUCUGAGUUAUUUCCAGCUUCUGGCUAUUAUAAAUAGGGCUACUAUGAACAUAGAGGAGCAUGUGCCCUUAUUGCAUGCUGGGGAAUCCACCGGGUGUAUGCCCAGGAGUGGUAUAGCAGGGUCCUCCGGAAGUGUCAUGUCCCUCUACUCACUUCCUAAAGGCUUACAUAGACCUUUUCCCCUUAAUUAAAUGAGCUAUUUCAUUUAAGAUA
This is a messenger RNA of Apodemus sylvaticus (European woodmouse), 1877 nucleotides long. It is a transcript of the gene Klrk1, whose product is annotated as killer cell lectin like receptor K1. Gene Ontology annotation, cellular component: external side of plasma membrane. NCBI's taxonomy places the organism in Eukaryota, Metazoa, Chordata, Mammalia, Rodentia, Muridae. The record is from RefSeq and is a predicted model, not a curated record. Gene Ontology annotation, molecular function: signaling receptor activity. The transcript is spliced from 6 exons. Gene Ontology annotation, biological process: positive regulation of natural killer cell mediated cytotoxicity. The coding region runs from base 185 to 763 and encodes 192 amino acids.